GCAGGAUUGAACGUUCUUUUAAGGGAAAAUAAGUCCAUCCCUCCUUCCUUCCGCACUUUGAUUAUCGUAGGCCUCGUUUAAAACACGCUGUUCUUCGACUUUUGACUCUUGCACUAUCAUCGUCCGAAGAACGCAAUCAUGUCUUAUUAUGAGUCCCAAACCUCCUGGCAAAACCAGUCCAACCGUCCCAACUGGGACCAGAGGGCUGCUGGCUCGACUCCUGUUCAAGCGCAUUUCCCACGAUCCCACGCUUCUGAUCCCUCGGAUUUGACUGUUCGAUACACUGCGUCCAUGAAACCGGAGGAUCCAUCUGCUUUUGGUUCUCAGCUCGAUGGUGAUUAUCCGCCCCGUGUUACCUAACCCUGACCCAUUGGAUACGAUGCUAAUUUUAAGUUCGGCUUUAAGAGGUUGACCGAGCGGUCGAUAAUCUUGUAAAGAGCGGCAAAAUGUUUGCACCGCAACGCCGCGACUCUCUUCCGGUCAUGGGCCCUCGUGGAUUCCCGGUUGAGCAUGGUGAGAUAACCUGGUGAACCUUUUUUGGUUUCGUCCCGGGUUUCCUUCCCCGGUGAAUUUUACGCUAACACAUUUCCCUGCUUGGUUUGGUUAGAUGCACGCAUGGUUGCUCCCAUGCCUUCCCGUCAUUACUCCGUUCAGGAGUUUGACGUGAUACGUUCACAGUCUGCUGCGAACCUGCAGAAUUAUUACGCCACCCAGCGUUUCCAACCCCGCCCGACGGAAGCCGAACAGAUGGUGCAGGCGAAGCGGAGAUUGGCGGCUCAGCGGGAGCGUGAUUUGCGCAACUAUCAUCAGGAGCAACAGUAUAAUAGGAGUAUGUCUUCGAAAUCUCCUAAUCUUGCGCGAGACCCAACUUAUAAAGGUCCUCUAGCACUUCUGGCCGAAGUUUCUGGUUACGGCAAGGAUCGUGUUAUGAGCCCUGGCGCUAUGAGCGAGGAUGAGAGGCGUGAGUUAAUCGCCCGCCAGCACCGUGCCCUUUAUACAAGCGGUCAUUCUGAAGGGUCUCAUUCAGAAGACGGUGUUCCUUUGGAAGAGGGUAACCCACCCAGAGGAACUAACCCCAACUCGAACGGACCUUCUGCGCCGGGUUCCAACGCCGGCGGUACACGCGGGCCUUCCCCUAUGUCGUCUGCAUUUGACCCUUUCGGUCAUCAGAAUGGGAAGAUUGAUUCCAAUGCGCCCCAGACCUCCGGAGAUCAAAGCCAGACCGGAAAUGCUAUUUCGCCACCUAUACGAUCCCGGACUAACAGUGCUUCUUCGCCUUCAUCGAAGUCGGCGUCAUUUAGUUUAUUUGAUAAUGCUCAGGCACAGUCUAGUCGUACUUCGGCGUCUUCACCAGGCGGCUCGCCCCCUCGUUCCCAAAGAAUAUCUACCACUCCUGUGACCUCUUCGGGUGUUGCGCCUAUUGGGACACGUCCAGGUACUCAGAAUCAAAGUGGUGUCGCUAACAACGGCAAGCGGGCCAGCCCGCCCCUGAAUUCGCCGCGUUAUAACUUACAGCAGGAGAAUGAUCCUUUUAACAACAGUGUUAAUAAGGAGAGAUCCUCACCCGCACCAUCCAACAACUCUGCGCCAAAUGGUCAGGGUGAUGGACUUGGCUGGAGCAAAGUUUGGGGCCCCGGAACCAAGGGUCUCAGCGUUUGGGGGUAA
Messenger RNA from Tuber aestivum (summer truffle), 1665 nucleotides. The record is from the annotation of a GenBank genome assembly. Lineage: Eukaryota; Fungi; Ascomycota; Pezizomycetes; Pezizales; Tuberaceae.